GCCCAGGCGGCGGACAGCCCCGCCACAGCGCGAUGAGCUCCGAGUGCAGCAGCUACCUCAACGCCGACAGGGUGCUGGUGAGCGGCUUCAGCUGCCCGCGGGUGGGAGGCGAUGCCCGCGCCGUGUACUGCUGCGGCUUCCAGGACGUCAAGUACUGCUGCGAUGACCCCCACAGCUUCUUCCCCUACGAGCACAGCUACAUGUGGUGGCUCAGCAUUGGAGCGCUUGUGGGCCUGUCAAUAGCAGCGGUGGUCCUGUUUGCUUUUAUCAUCACUGUGUGUGUUCUCUGUUAUUUGUUCAUCAGCACAAAGCCACACAGCAAACUGGAUACUGGUUUAAGCCUACAGAUGGCAGAUAGUGAAACUAGAGGGGGAUCUAUAUGUUAAAAAAAAUAGAGGUACUGGAUGAAUUCUACUAAUGCUGUAAGGAAAAAGAUAUGGAACUGCAUCCUUCACAUAGUGGCUACCAAAACAAGCUGUUGGCAGAACCAAGUGGCUUCAAGAGAUAUUUCCUCAGACACAAGGAUAGACUGUGACCCACAAGAACCUCACCAACUUUUCCAGAGCUUUUUUCCUGGCUGCUGUAAUUGCAGCUGAUUGCAAGACGUCAACCUGAGCUGUGCCAGGAUAUGCAUUUCUGUAUGAUUACUGUACUGGGAAGUAUAUUUUAAUUUGCAUCAGCUACUGCUGCUAAUUACUUUCAUGCAAAUUGUUGUCCUAUGCUGUGCAAUUUCAGUGAUAUAACAGUUGUCAGGCAGAGCAUAAUUUGGUACACCCUGUUGACCAAGCUUUGUUUGAAAUUUUCUUUGUGUGCCGUCUUAAUGUGAUGUCUUUGCAUUAUUAGUAUGAUCUUUAAUCAAGUGUGAUGAUUUGGUUCACAAACGUGUGAAUGCAGUUCCUCAAUAAAAUCUAGCAUUCA
This is a messenger RNA of Lagopus leucura (white-tailed ptarmigan), 918 nucleotides long. It is a transcript of the gene SHISAL2A, whose product is annotated as shisa like 2A. Bases 33 to 386 code for a protein of 117 amino acids. Lineage: Eukaryota; Metazoa; Chordata; Aves; Galliformes; Phasianidae. The record is from RefSeq and is a predicted model, not a curated record. The transcript is spliced from 4 exons.